AGCCUCGCCGCCGCAGGCCCGCGCGCCCGCCGCCCCUGGCGGUGGCGAUGCCCCGCCAGGGCGCGCGGCGGCGCGCGCGAGAGGCCGCCGGGGCGAAGCGGAAGCGCCCCCGGGAUGGGGCGGCCCCGGCGGGUGCCCCGGCGGUUGCCCCAGCGGCGCCCCCUGGCGGCGACGCGCCGCCUGCGGGCAGCGCGGCGGACUUUGAGUCCGCGCUUGCUGCGCCGGGCGCCGUGUCGGAGAAGCUCUUCGAGCUGGCGAACAGGCCCGCCGUUCGCUUCCGCGUGGGCGGUGGCCACGUCGAAGUCCGGCAGGACCGCCAGGCCACCGAGCACAGCGGCGGCGUGGUGUGGGAGACCGCGUUCUUCCUCGCGAGGUACCUGGAGCGCCACGUGCUCCCCGCGCGAGGCGGGCGGCCCGCCGUUGCCGAGCUCGGGGCCGGCUGCGGCCUGCUCGGCCUGGCGCUGGCGCGGCUCGGCUGCCGCGCGGUGCUGACCGAGCAGCCCGCGGCGCUGGCGAACCUCCGGGCCAACGUCGGGGCGUACGCGGCCGCGGGCGGGGCGCGCCGGGGCGCGGCGACGGCGGCGCAGCUGGUGUGGGGGAAUGCCGAGGACGCCGCUGCCGUGGCGCAGAUGGGGCCCUUCGAUCUCGUCGUGGCGUCGGACGUCGUCUUCGCUGCCCCGCUCGUAGGC
Prorocentrum cordatum is the source of this 689-nucleotide messenger RNA. The record is from the annotation of a GenBank genome assembly. NCBI's taxonomy places the organism in Eukaryota, Dinophyceae, Prorocentrales, Prorocentraceae.